Molecule: messenger RNA, 527 nt
Organism: Rana temporaria (common frog)
Lineage: Eukaryota; Metazoa; Chordata; Amphibia; Anura; Ranidae
Product: V-type proton ATPase subunit F-like
Exons: 1
Coding region: 61-426 (121 amino acids)
Biological process (GO): proton transmembrane transport
Cellular component (GO): membrane; proton-transporting V-type ATPase, V1 domain
Molecular function (GO): proton-transporting ATPase activity, rotational mechanism
Source: RefSeq, a predicted model, not a curated record
CACUCCUCGGCUCCGAGGACAGAGGCGGGUGGUGUGUAUUCAGCUGACAGCGGACUGAUCAUGGCGGGUAUGGCCCGGGGAAAGCUGAUCGAUGUGAUCAGGGACGAGGACACUUGUACCGGCUUCUUACUGGGAGGGGUCGGAGAGCUGAACAAGAACCGGAAACUGAAUUUCCUGGUGGUGGAGAAGGAGACGAGUGUGACGGAGAUAGAGGAGACCUUCCGGGGUUUUCUGCAGCGUGAUGAUAUUGGAAUCAUAUUGAUCAAUCAGUUCAUUGCUGAGAUGAUUCGCCAUGCCAUCGAUGCCCACAAUCUCUCCAUUCCAGCCGUGCUUGAAAUUCCUUUGAAAGAGCACCCAUACGAUGCCAGCAAGGACUCCAUACUGCGGAGAGCUAAGGGCAUGUUCACUGCUGAGGACCUGCGAUAAUUGCUCAUCGUCUGGAGGUUCCUGUUCUGGGUGUUGUGUAACUCUUGCAAUUCCAGAAUUGCACUGUAUGUCAGUGACCUGUUAAUAGUGGAAACUGUCUG